Messenger RNA from Betta splendens (Siamese fighting fish), 2132 nucleotides. It is a transcript of the gene matn1, whose product is annotated as matrilin 1. Lineage: Eukaryota; Metazoa; Chordata; Actinopteri; Anabantiformes; Osphronemidae. Gene Ontology annotation, molecular function: calcium ion binding. The transcript is spliced from 10 exons. Bases 493 to 1959 code for a protein of 488 amino acids. The record is from RefSeq and is a predicted model, not a curated record.
CUUCCGCACCAUAAAUGUGUGUUUGCUAUAUGAGGGAAAACACAGAGAAAAGAGGGAUUCAUGUUGGUGUUUAUUUGAGCUUUAGCCAAAUCCAAGCUGGGACGGCCGCGUUGGCGGGAACCCUGCACCCAAACCCCAGCCGCUCCCGCACCUCCCGCCAGUCACACAUGUACUGCACACACUCGCAUACCUGUCUGUCCCGGCCAUAUCAAGGUGUGUUUGUCUUUCCCUGCCCACGGCUUCAGGUCCUCCCAGGGCAGGUAUUUCCCUUCCGUACCCACAGACACACACACAUGAACUACAGAGGUGGGCUGUUCGUGGGCUGAGUGUGUGAAGCACUUGCAUUGAUAACCUGCAGCCCGGAGUGGCUCCGUCUCACUUUCGCGCCGUCCCCCUCGGCUAGAGCUCCCCUCGCCCUGCUCCGUCUCGCUUCUGGCUUCGUCUCACUCCCGGAGCAUCUGCAGCCCACCUCGGACCCCCGACGCCGUCGCCAUGAGCCCGCCGCUCUUCCUGCUGCUGCUGCUUGGCCUCACGGGAGCGCAGGCCACCACCGACCUCCGCAUGGCCGCCGCCAUGGCAGCCGGAUUGUGCAAGACUCGUCCCACAGACCUGGUUUUCAUCAUUGACAGCAGUCGGAGCGUUCGUCCUUCCGAGUUUGAACAGGUCAAGGUGUUUCUGACCAAGGUCAUCGAAGGGCUGGAUGUUGGACCCAACGCAACCCGCGUGGGAGUGGUCAACUACGCGAGCCGCGUCAAGAACGAGGUGUCCCUGAAGACUCACCGCACCAAAACCGGACUGGUGAAGGCCGUGACCAAGAUCGAACCCCUGUCCACUGGAACAAUGACGGGUCUGGCCAUUCAGUUUGCCCAGAACGUGGCCUUCAGCGAGGCCGAGGGCGCCCGCAAGUCUCCUGACAUCAGCAAGGUCGCCAUCAUUGUGACCGACGGACGCCCUCAGGACAACGUGAAGGACGUGGCUCAGCGCGCGCGAGACGCCGGCAUCGAGAUCUUCGCCAUCGGCGUGGGCCGCGUGGAGAUGAACACCCUCAGGCAGAUAGCCAGCGACCCCUUGGACGACCACGUGGACUACGUGGAGAGCUACAGCGUCAUCGAGAAGCUCACCAAGAAGUUCCAGGAGGCGUUCUGUGUGACGGAUCUGUGUGCCAGCGGGGAUCAUGACUGUGAACAGGUGUGCAUCAGCACCCCUGGAUCAUACAAGUGUGCCUGCAAAGAUGGCUUUACCCUCAUGGAAAAUGGCCGCAGCUGCAGCGGUUGCAGCAACGCAGCCACCGAUGUGGUGUUCCUGAUCGAUGGCUCCAAGAGUGUGCGUCCUGAGAACUUUGAGCUGAUCAAGAAGUGGAUCUUCCAGAUCAUUGAAAAACUGGAUGUUUCUGAAAGGAAUGUUCAUGUGGGACUGGUGCAGUACUCCAGCACAGUCAAACAGGAGUUUCCCCUGGGUCGCUACAACAACAAGAAAGAUUUGAAGGAGGCUGUGAAAAGGAUGGAGUUCAUGGGGAAGGGAACCAUGACAGGUCAGGGCCUCAACCAUAUUAGAGAAUCCAGCUUCACCCCUGCGAAUGGUGCCCGGCCUGGAGUCCCCAAGGUGUGCAUUGUCUUCACCGAUGGGCGCAGCCAGGACUACAUUGGAGAAGCCGCCAAGAAAGCCAAGGAGAGUGGAUUCAAGAUGUUUGCUGUUGGAGUGGGAAGUGCGGUGGAGGAUGAGCUGAAACAGAUCGCCUCUGAGCCGACUGCGGAUCACUACUUCUACACGGCAGACUUCAAGGCUAUCGGCCAGAUCGCUAAGAAGCUGCAUAUCCCCACCUGUCCCGAAGAAGACCCUUGUGAAUGUGACUCCCUGAAAAAGUUCCAAAAGAAAGUAGAAGAGGCGCUACAGGCACUAACAAAAAAAUUAGAGAGUAUGUCGAAAAGGAUCGCUUUGCUGGAGAACAAAAUCGUCUGACUACCUAAACACCGGUCCUUCAUCGACACGCACAUCGAACCCAUGCUUGAACGCAGAGAGCUAACUUUGUGUUCUAUGUCAAGCAGCGGCCGCUGUGUGUGAGCCUUUACCUCCUCGUGUAUCCUGAGUUCUCCCAAACCACCUCUGUCUCAUCCUUCUUCAGUCUUACCUCU